Molecule: messenger RNA, 576 nt
Organism: Mesocestoides corti
Lineage: Eukaryota; Metazoa; Platyhelminthes; Cestoda; Cyclophyllidea; Mesocestoididae
Source: the annotation of a GenBank genome assembly
AUGGGAAACCGCAGGCUGCUAUAUAAACGCGAAGGGCCUGCCCGUAUUCUACGCUUGAUAACAAUUCCACGUGACCCCAACACUAUGCUCCCCCUAAACCACCGCAUCCCUGUCGCCUUGGCAACAGUCGUCUUCCUCCUCAUGUGCAGAGGCUGCACUGUGUCGCCUUGGGAGGAGUGGAGACUGGACGCGAUUCCUGGGGAGGGGCUAGACGAACAGGUGGAUCCCAAGGCGAGCUUGACAAAACGACAGACCGCGGUUGACAACGUCUACACUGAGGAGGAGGAUCGCCCGCGGAUACUGUGCGGAGAGGCACUGAUUAGGGCCCUGAAAAAGCAAUGCGGAGCUCGGGGCACGUACUCACCAUACCGCAAACGAGCUGUCCACGAAGUCGGCCGAUUCAGGCGAACACCGCCGGAUGUCGCCUUUAACCACUGGAGUCCGGUGCAUCUUCAGAAACGGUAUGACGACUUCUGCAAGCUCUACCUCCACUUUGAGCUCGAUAGUCCGGUGGCCCAGUGCUGUUGCCUGGGGUGCACGCGAGCCUACCUGGAGAAUUUUUGCGAGGAACCCUAG